Diabrotica balteata is the source of this 2607-nucleotide messenger RNA. The record is from the annotation of a GenBank genome assembly. NCBI's taxonomy places the organism in Eukaryota, Metazoa, Arthropoda, Insecta, Coleoptera, Chrysomelidae.
CCAGUCGCGAUUGUGAAAUCUUCAAUAUCAUUUCUUCCGAAGCGGACAGUAAAUAGUGCGGUAGUUUUUUGGUGAAUUGGAGCUUUUGUGAUUAUCGAGUAGAUAUAUCUAUCAGCAAAAUGGAGCCAGCAACCGUAACAGGAGUGGAUUUUUUUCAUAAGGAAAAUGCUGUAAAACAUCACACAGACGAGUAUGAGCUGGUUAACGCUGAAGCACCUACGCCAGUCUUACGAAGAGGAGCAGUUUUUCAGCUGGGAAUAAAUUUAAAUAGAGCCUUCGAUCCCGAGCAUGAUACAAUAAGAAUCAGUUUCGGGUUUGGAGAAAAACCUACAGUAAUAUUGGGCACAAGAGCAGUUCGACCACUCAAUCCUAAGUUUAAAUCACUUUCCUAAGGAUCCCCACGUGUGGGGUGUCAUGCUAAAAGAAAACAAAGGAAGUUCUGUGAUUGUAAAUGUUAGAAUUCCACCACAAGUUCAAGUUGGAAUUUGGAGCUGCAAUAUUAUUACUACUAUAGUUGGACAAAAAGGAGUACGAAAAGAUUUCAAGUUCGAAGAUGACAUUUACAUCAUAUUUAACCCCUGGUGUCCCGAAGACGGAGUAUUCAUGGAAAAUGAAGAGGAAAGAAAGGAGUACGUGCUUAAUGAUAACGGCAAAAUUUGGUGUGGUACUUUCAAAAAACCUACAGGAAAGCAUUGGAUAUUUGGACAAUUUGACGAAAUUUCUUUACCCGCCGCCAUAUUUCUUUUGGAAAAGUCAGCGCUAGUUACUGCUCAACGAGGAAAUCCAAUUAUGGUUUCUAGGGCAAUUUCGGCAAUAGUUAAUGCAGUAGAUGAUGGUGGCCUCUUAGAAGGUAGAUGGGAUGGCGAUUACUCAGAUGGUACUUCUCCAUUUGCAUGGACGGGAUCUACUGCAAUUUUGGAGCAAUACUUAUUGUCGAAUGGAACAUCGGUCAAAUAUGGACAAUGUUGGGUAUACUCUGCUGCCACGGUAACUAUCUGCCGAGCGUUGGGUAUCCCUUGUCGAUCUACAACGAAUUAUGUUUCAGCGCAUGAUACUAAUGCAUCUUUAACAAUCGAUAAAUAUUUUGAUGCUUCUGGAGAACGAAUCGAAUCAGGACCAGAUGGCGCUUGCAACGAUUCCUGCUGGAACUUCCAUGUCUGGAAUGACGUUUGGAUGUCACGUCCUGAUUUAUCACCAGGUUAUGGCGGCUGGCAAGUUAUUGAUGCUACUCCACAAGAAGUCAGCGAUAGUGUAAUGCGAUGUGGACCAGCAUCUAUUGAAGCAGUUAGAAAAGGAGAAGUUGGAUUUUUGUACGACACACCAUUUGUAUUUUCUGAAGUUAAUGCCGAUGUCGUUCAUUUUCAAGAAGACGAAGAAUCUGAUUGGGGAUUCAGUACAACAUCUGUCAACCAGUAUCAUGUUGGAAGGCUGAUAGUGACAAAGAAACCAGGUCAUACUGACAACGUUGGAGAUAGCGACGUGUGGGAUAUAACAGAUUUUUUUAAAAAUAAAGAAGGGACUGAAGCCGAAAGAUUAUCAGUCUACAAUGCAGUUAGAGGAGUCCCAAAAGCGCUGCAUAUCUACGAGCUCCCCAAUAAAGAACACCAAGAUGUCGGUUUUGAACUGGUAGACAUCGAUACUGUUCCAUUUGGACAUAAAUUUAUGGCACAAGUUAGAAUAGAGAAUAAAUCUGAACAGGAAAGGACAAUUAAAAUUAUGGUUACGGCUACCUCUGUAUAUUACAUGGGAACCACAGCUAAUGAUAUAAAGAAAACUAAAGGAGCGAUUAAACUGGCACCUCAUCAAAAACAAACCGUCAGGUUGGAUGUCUAUCCCAAAGAUUAUUUGGAGAAGUUAGUAGAUCACUUCUUUGUAAAGAUUUAUGCCGUUGCAAAUGUUACAGAAACCAAACAAGUUUGGAGUGAAGAAGAUGAUUUCACUUUGACGCUUCCUGAUAUUAAAAUCAAUGCCCCACAUACGGCAAAAGUUGGACAGCAUUGUGAUGUCAAAUUUACAUUCCAUAAUCCUUUGGAGAUACCUCUGACACAAUGUUCCUAUGUUUUGGAGGGCCCAGGAGUAACCAAAGCUGUUAGCACGAAACACGUAGAUGUUAAGGCAAAAGAAACAAUUACCGUUUCUGCUGGCUUCACAGCUAAGAAUGCUGGAGUUAAGAAAAUUGUUGUUAACUUUACGUCUAAAGAAAUACACAACAUCCACGGAAGUACUAAUAUUACUGUUUCUUAAAUUCUUUUAAUCAUUUUUAGUAGUUAGGUUUAGAAUAAAGAAAGUAUUGAUUAACGUUAAUAUUAAUCAGGUUGUAUUUCUAGUUGAACUUUGAUAAAAUCCAAAUAUUAACAUGUUUGUUUAUUACUACAUAUAAAACAUGCACCACUUUUUUACGAAAUAAAACCUGCUGGGAGAAUAAUUAAAGAAAAUAUCUUUGUUAGAAACAAAUGAGUCAGUAAUGCUAGAAAUAAAAUUGGUCUACACAGACUACACUUAUAUAAAAAAUAUAUGUUAAUAAAUAAUAUUUUUUAUGUACAUACAUUAGAGUCAUUAAGGAGAUUAUCUGUAUUUUUGAUGUUUUUAUUAAACUUUUUUUAUGUU